Molecule: messenger RNA, 3492 nt
Organism: Dunckerocampus dactyliophorus (ringed pipefish)
Lineage: Eukaryota; Metazoa; Chordata; Actinopteri; Syngnathiformes; Syngnathidae
Gene: naa60
Product: N-acetyltransferase 15 (GCN5-related, putative)
Exons: 7
Coding region: 995-1723 (242 amino acids)
Biological process (GO): N-terminal peptidyl-methionine acetylation
Cellular component (GO): Golgi membrane
Molecular function (GO): histone acetyltransferase activity; protein-N-terminal amino-acid acetyltransferase activity
Source: RefSeq, a predicted model, not a curated record
UGGCGUUAGCUAGCGUCAAGGCUGGUGGAGCGGAUAUCCUUUGAAAAACCGGCUUUAACAGUGUGCUGUUUUUUCCCCCCUUUCAUCUAAAGUUGAAAUAAUACGAUUGUGAAAGUAUUAAUAUAAUUCGCGGUUGAGUGAAAUGCUACAAUGUUCUAGGCACACAUUUCUGUCAGUUGAUCAUUGCCGUGGUUUGGAAUAUGACCUUUAUGACAAGAAGUAAACGUUAAUGAUCUCUGUGUGGAUUUUGCUACUUUUAUUUUUAAACUCUACAUGUUCUUGCAACUGUUGUUGCGGUGUGCUUUCGUCCUGUUGCAGAGCAAGCGUAGUUUAUGUCAAACAGAAAUGAUGCGUUUGUAGGAUGCUUGGUACCUAAUGGCAGCUAUAUAUUUUUUGUUCAUUUGUAUGUAAUGAACACCUGAUGCCACCUAUUGGUGAACGCAUAAUUCUAGGAUCUUUUCAUUUUAUGGGGGCAUUUGCACACCUGUCAUUUCUCUAUAGAUAUUUGCCAUACGUGUAAUAGGACCUGCUAUUCUGUGGGAUUUGUUGUGUAUCUGUUGACUGCUUCUUCGACUUGUGAAACUCUGAUUUAAGUUGAUCACAUUCUGCUGCUAAAGUGUCUAUCAGGGCUGCACGGUUCUGCCAAAAAUGUGAAUCCCGAUUGUCUUGCUUAGGGAUGAACUUUGCUUGCUUUGGUUUGACAGAAAUCACACUUUAUGAUUGUUAUUAUCUUUAUUAUCAGUCAUUGUCUUGUUCUGCCGCCCUCCAAGACAGGUCCUGGGAGGAGUGUUGACACGAGAUUUUUUCAAAUAGAAUCAAUAUCGAAAGACUGAAAAUAAUCCGCAACGCAUUUAUGCGCGUAAUAAAGACGAAAGAAAAGUCGCUUAACGAUCCCUUCUCCCGUGAGCUGAUGAAUGAUAGCCAGCAAGCCUCGCCAGCCAGGGCAGUGAAGCCAACUCGCCCUGGCAGGCAAGAGAGAGCGUCGUUGGUGUGAAUGAGUGACGUGGUGCCUCCCACAGCUCUCAGUGAAGUCCAGCUACGGUUCUUGUGCCACGAUGACAUAGAGAGUGUGAAACUGCUCUGUGGUGAUUGGUUCCCAAUUGAGUACCCAGACUCAUGGUACCAGGACAUCACCUCAAACAAGAAGUUUUUCUCUCUCGCCGCCACCUUCAGAGGAGGCAUUGUGGGAAUGAUCGUGGCCGAGAUCAAAAGUCGGACCAAAGUGCAUAAAGAGGAUGGAGAUAUUCUUGCCUCCAGUUUUCCUGUGGACACACAGGUAGCCUACAUCCUCAGCCUGGGAGUGGUCAAAGAGUUCAGGAAACAUGGCAUAGGCUCCCUACUGCUGGACAGUCUGAAGGAGCACAUCUCGACGACAGCUCAGGACCAUUGUAAGGCGAUAUACCUGCACGUUCUCACCACCAACAACACUGCCAUCCACUUCUAUGAGAACAGGGACUUUAAGCAACACCACUACCUGCCCUACUACUACUCCAUACGGGGCGUUCUCAAAGAUGGAUUCACAUAUGUUCUCUACAUCAACGGGGGUCAUCCACCUUGGACAAUAUUUGACUAUAUCCAGCACAUAGGUUCAACCUUAGCCAGCCUGAGCCCAUGCUCGAUCCCCCAGAGGCUGUACCGACAGGCCCAGUCUCUGCUGCGAUCACUGUUGCCGUGGUCCAACAUUGCCUCCAAGACCGGCAUACAGUACAGCCGAACAAUGUGACACAACAACGGCCAGGAGUAAGAAGAAUACAGUUUCUCAUCAGUCUUCCCUUGUGUCCACCAGGAUGCACAUCCUCAGCACGCUGUGUAGGACACAACCCUUCAACUAUCAGCAUAUUACUCCUGAUUCAAUGCAUGUUUCACACACGCACACACAGAUCUGGGUUUGUUGCUCCGUGCAUGUUGCUAAACAUGGUGGUUGCACUGCAUCAUGAUCCAAAGUGCAAUGUUGACAAUACAGAGUGAUUUGGGAGGAACCAUUAGGAUUUGUGGUUUGGCAUUAGUUAUAAUGUCUGUCCCGUCAAUACUGCACCCUUCCAUAAUUCCGACAUUAGCGUGUUUUUAGCCAGUCAUACCAAAGCUGAGGCAUUUCAGACUUGCUUCUUAGCUCAGAGAAACAAGAAACGGGCACAGAUUUUGGUGUGACGGGAUUUAAACACCGAAAGGUCAAACUCUAUAUCUGCCUAUAUUUCUGCCUUGCUUCAUCCAAUUCACCACUGUCCUGUAGACUAUGUAUGUCUGCUGUUGGUAUAUUAUAUAUACUAAGGUAAAAGAUUUCAUAUUUAAUGUACAGUGUGUCUUAUAUUGCUGCUGGCCGUUUGGAAUAACCUCCACUUUCCCUUCUUGACUGGAUAGAAUGUGACGUAUGGACCCAAGAACAAAUAGCAUUGGACUGUGAAUCUAGCAAUGCUUUUAAUAAAAAUAGACUCGUAGUGUAGAAUAGAGUUAGUUAUUUAUUGGGAACAACGGAACAUAAUUAUUUUAAUUUUCAAAUGUUGUUCCCUUUUGAAAACUGAAGACGUUGAGUUUUUUUGUGUGCAAUAUCUAAAUGUACUGUAUUCGUGACUUUAGCACCGACACGGAUGAACACAUUUUAGCUUCUUCUUAUUACACGCAACACAAAGUUUACAGGGCGUUUCACAUGUUAUGCAGCUAUAUUCCAUUUUAGUUUCAAACCACCCAUGAUAGAGUUCAUCUUAUUUUAAAGGUUUUAAAAAAAAGUGGCUACAGCCGUGUCUGGCGCGCACCUGUCAACCCUUCCAUUUUUCCUGGGAAACUCCCGUAAUUUGCCCUUUUUUCCCCGGCACCCUCCUGUUUUAAUUGUUUCCCGGAUUUUAACUUUCAUGGAAAAAAAAUCUGGUAGAAAGACCAAAAUUUCCCUUAUUACGCUACACAGUAGCUUAAAGAACACUAAAUUAACACGACAACCCAGCGAGUUGUGCUCACCAAGUUCACCAAGCUCCCGAUCUCAUUCCACAUCACUGAAUCCAUUGAAUUCGUCAUCCACAGUGUUGCGAGCCUCGAGCGCCAUGUUGCUGCUGUUGUUGGGAAUGUUCACUCCUUGGUUCGUGACCGUCAGUAUGAAUUAACAUUUAAAAACAAGUUAAAUUAUUUAUUUUGAUAUAUAAGCUGCAGCUGAGAAUAAGUGGCAGGACCAGCCAAACUAUGGAAAAAAAGUGUGACUUAUAGUCUGGAAAAUAAGGUACAUUUGAGCCCGGGGGGGAGACAAGAACAAGGAAGUCUCUCAAAAUAGAAAUCCUUGUUACAUGACAUAUGUGUGCAAGGUCCGGGAUUAGCACCUAUCAAGUGCCAAUGUUGGUGUAAAUACAUUCAGCCAACAUGUAGUUGGUCACACUGUAGUUCCUCCAUUUGGAUUGCAUUCUAUCGUAUAUAACAGUGACUGUGUGAAAUGUGUUAUUCAAAGGUGUGAAUUUCAAAAGACCAUUUCAGACAGUUUGUAUGCAAUAAAAGUUCCUUUGAUUGUAACAA